AUGCUCCCUCGAUUCUUGAGGGUGCUACCUCGUUUCCGCUUAAAAUUCGCCCGAUACCAGUCCCCGAGCGCCUGCCUCGCUCUAGCGGGGUAUUUUGGUUCCGCCGUCUCUUCCUCAUCCGUUCCAACGGUCUCCUCGCUCUCGGUGCCGGCCUUCCCCAUGGGGAUAGAGGACCCUACCGGAGCGCGGAUGCACGAGGACGCGGCCAGAGGAGGGGACCCAGAGCCGGGGGGGAGGCCGGCCGUUGCUUAUUUGGCCUGGCAAGCCUGGACCGAAGACGCUUCGGGGACCCCGGAGGGAGUGGAGCCACUCUCCUUCGAAGAGGCCGGAGGCGAGCUGUGGGAACCGGAGGACGAGAUCGAGCUUCCCGUGGAGCUGCCCAUGCCGGGCCUAAUGGACUACGGCAGCGUGGACGCAGAUGUGCAAGUUCCGACUACACUGGAGCUGGGGCAGGACAAAGCCAGAGCCCGCACCAACAUCGGGGCAGAUAUCAACACGCUGAACUACCCUCGACCGGGGCCCUAA
Messenger RNA from Klebsormidium nitens, 525 nucleotides. The record is from the annotation of a GenBank genome assembly. NCBI's taxonomy places the organism in Eukaryota, Viridiplantae, Streptophyta, Klebsormidiophyceae, Klebsormidiales, Klebsormidiaceae.